Molecule: messenger RNA, 1574 nt
Organism: Perognathus longimembris pacificus (Pacific pocket mouse)
Lineage: Eukaryota; Metazoa; Chordata; Mammalia; Rodentia; Heteromyidae
Gene: Psen2
Product: presenilin 2
Biological process (GO): amyloid precursor protein catabolic process; membrane protein ectodomain proteolysis; negative regulation of apoptotic process
Cellular component (GO): ciliary rootlet; mitochondrial inner membrane; growth cone
Molecular function (GO): aspartic endopeptidase activity, intramembrane cleaving
Source: RefSeq, a predicted model, not a curated record
GCCGGCUGCGUGGAGUCAGCGGGCCGCGGCGUAGCAGGCCUUGCAGCCGCGGGGAGACACCCGGCCCCGGCCGUUGGAAGCUGCAGGAAGCCCGGCUCCGGGUUCCGCGGACGGAAGAAGGGAGGCCCCGGAGCUAGAGCGACGUCGCCCGCCCAGGGCGCCCAGGCGCGACCCAGGAGGGCCAUGUUCACGUCCACGGCCUCCGACAGCGAGGAAGAAGUGUGUGAUGAGAGGACGUCCCUGAUGUCGGCUGAGAGCCCCACGCCGCGCUCCUGCCAGGGGGGCCGGCAGGUCCUGGAGGACGGGGAGCGCGCCGCCCAGUGGAGAUGCCGGGAAGGCGAGGAGGACUUGACGGCCCCGACGGCUACCCCUGCGGCGGGGGCCCCCGGGCGGCCGCCGGGGCUGGAGGACCAGCUGACCCUCAAGUACGGGGCCAAGCACGUGAUCAUGCUGUUCGUGCCCGUCACCCUGUGCAUGGUGGUGGUCGUGGCCACCAUCAAGUCCGUGCGCUUCUACACCGAGAAGAACGGGCAGCUCAUCUACACGCCCUUCACGGAGGACACGCUCGUGGGCCAGCGGCUGCUCCACUCCAUGCUGAACACGCUCCAGAUCAGUGUCAUCGUGGUCAUGACCAUCUUCCUGGUGGUGCUCUACAAGUACCGCUGCUACAAGUUCAUCCACGGCUGGCUGAUCAUGUCCUCCCUGAUGCUGCUCUUCCUCUUCACCUACAUCUACCUAGGGGAGGUGCUCAAGACCUACAACGUGGCCAUGGACUACCCCACGCUGCUGCUGGCGGUGUGGAACGUGGGGGCGGUGGGCAUGGUGAGCGUCCACUGGAAGGGGCCCCUCGUGCUGCAGCAGGCCUACCUCAUCAUGAUCAGCGCGCUCAUGGCCCUGGUGUUCAUCAAGUACCUCCCGGAGUGGUCCGCCUGGGUCAUCCUGGCCGCCAUCUCCGUGUACGAUCUCGUGGCUGUGCUGUGCCCCAAAGGGCCGCUCAGGGUGCUGGUGGAGACUGCCCAGGAGAGGAACGAGCCCAUCUUCCCAGCCCUGAUCUACUCCUCCGCCAUGGUGUGGCCCGUGGGCAUGGCCAAGCUGGACCCCUGCUCUCAGGACACGCUCCAGCUCCCCUGCGACCCGGACAUGGAGGAUGACCCCUACGAGAGCUUCGGGGAGCCUGCAUACCCCGAGGCCUUGGAGCCGCCCCUGCCUGGCUACCCUGGGGAGGAGCUGGAGGAAGAGGAGGAAAGGGGCGUGAAGCUGGGUCUGGGAGACUUCAUCUUCUACAGCGUGCUGGUGGGCAAGGCGGCGGCCACGGGCAGCGGAGACUGGAACACCACGCUGGCCUGCUUCGUGGCCAUCCUCAUUGGCUUGUGUCUGACCCUGCUGCUGCUGGCCGUGUUUAAGAAGGCGCUGCCCGCCCUCCCCAUCUCCAUCACCUUCGGCCUCAUCUUCUACUUCUCCACCGACAACCUGGUGCGCCCGUUCAUGGACACGCUGGCCGCCCACCAGCUCUACAUCUGACCGCCCGUGUGGACGCACCAGGAGCAGGCGCUCCGUGCAGCCCGCACUGCCUG